Messenger RNA from Teleopsis dalmanni, 4937 nucleotides. Its product is annotated as probable multidrug resistance-associated protein lethal(2)03659. Gene Ontology annotation, biological process: transmembrane transport. NCBI's taxonomy places the organism in Eukaryota, Metazoa, Arthropoda, Insecta, Diptera, Diopsidae. The record is from RefSeq and is a predicted model, not a curated record. The coding region runs from base 661 to 4719 and encodes 1352 amino acids. Gene Ontology annotation, molecular function: ABC-type transporter activity; ATP binding; ATP hydrolysis activity. The transcript is spliced from 14 exons. Gene Ontology annotation, cellular component: membrane.
AAAGCAGCCGCAGUCAAUGCUCCGUUUGCUCGUUUGAAGUGAAAUUUGCAACACUCGUUCAGUACUUUUGUUCGUUGCGAGCGAAACGGUUGUGUUUUGAUGUGAUUAAUGUGAUAGCGAAUAAGGAAAUAAAAGAAUGAUGUCCUUUGUAUGUUUUAAAUUUUUUAUAUAUUUUUAAUAAUUUUACCGAAAGGAUUUAUGUGUAAUACAAUCAUUUAAUUGCAAAGGCACAAAUGUUCUCUUUAUAAUAUAUAAUUAAAAAUUGAGUGCCAUAAUUUUAUUGUGUUUUUACAAAAAGAAAAGAAUUAGCUACCGUGCCACAAAAGUAUCGGAAAUGAUGACGAAAUUAGUUUUUUGUUUGUUUUUGGUAAGGUGAAGUGCGAAGUGCGCGGAACUUGUGUGCUAUUCCAUUGAGCAAAAUUACUAUUUGAAAUUCGGCCAAAAUUAGAAAGAAAAGAUGUUUUACCUCCACAUUAGGAAAAUUGGCGGGCCAAUGUGACGAAUUCAAAAUAAAAAGAGAACAUUAAAUAAAAUUAAAUAAAACAUAAAAUAAAAGUGCAACAACUUUUUUAUUGCAUCAAAGGGUGCGAACGAGAGGGGAAUUGCAAAAGAAUUAUAGUAGAAUUAAGAGCUAUUGUGCAGUACUAGUAAAGUAUUAAAAUGCAGUCCAUAAAAACUAGAGAAUUACCAAAAAACCCACGUGAGGGCGCAAAUGUGAUAUCAUGUCUUUCAUUCUGGUAUACAAUGCCAACCUUUUUUAAAGGACGCAAAAAGACUUUGGAUGAAAAAGAUCUCUACCAGACUUUAAGUACACAUAAAUCAGAAAAACUAGGCAAUAAGAUGUGUAUAUCUUGGGAAAAAGAGUUGGAGCGUAAAACAAAUACAAAAAAGGGUCCCAGUUUAUUAAAAGCAACAAUGAGGGUAUUUGGCUGUGAGUUUGCGUUGCUGGGCAUCGCACUAUUUCUUUUAGAAAUGGGUGUAAGAUCACUACAACCACUUUGUCUGUUGGGCUUAAUUGCAUAUUAUGCUAAUGAUGAAAACGAUAUGCAAAAGGCGUAUCUCUAUGCAGCAGGUGUGUUAAUAUGCAGCGCUCUGAAUGUAAUUAUCAUACAUCCAUUCAUGUUGGGUACCUUACACUUGGGUAUGAAAAUAAGAGUUGGAAUGUGUAGUAUGAUUUAUAGAAAAGCUUUGCGCCUAAGCAAGAACGCAUUGGGCGAUACUACUGCUGGUCAAGUAGUUAAUUUAAUAUCAAACGAUGUUGGACGUUUUGAUUUAGCAAUGAUAUUUGUGCAUCACCUGUGGAUUGGACCACUGGAAACUAUAUUUAUUACAUAUUUGAUGUAUAAUGAAAUUGGUGUCUCUGCUGUUUUUGGUGUUGCUUUUAUGCUUCUGUUUUUACCAAUGCAAGGUUGGUUAGGUAAAAAAACAUCAGUAUUACGAUUGCGUACAGCACUUCGCACCGAUGAACGUGUACGCAUGAUGAAUGAGAUUAUAUCGGGUAUACAAGUUAUAAAAAUGUACGCUUGGGAAAUACCAUUUGGAAAAAUGAUAGCUGACGCACGUAAAAAGGAAAUUAAUUGCAUAAGAAAAGUGUCCUAUAUUCGUGGUAUACUACUCUCAUUCAUUAUGUUCUUAACCCGUGUAUCAAUAUUUUUAAGUUUGGUGGGUUAUGUAUUGUUGGCAAAUAUAUUGACUCCGGAAAAAGCUUUUGUGAUAACGGCUUAUUACAAUAUAUUGCGUACUACAAUGACUGUCUUUUUUCCUCAAGGUAUUUCUCAACUUGCUGAGACUUUAGUUUCGAUAAAAAGAAUAAAAAAUUAUAUGCUCUAUGAUGAAACUGAUAUACGUGCCAAAAAUAUUGAAGAAGAUACUACCAGUUUUAAUGGCAGCAAUGAAUCGACGGUUAAAGACGAUGAGAAAUACCUAGAAAAUACAAAUGAGAAACCUCCUUUAAAUGGAAAUAGUCAUGCAACUCUUUCCGAAGCUGGCAUAAUAAUACACAAAUUGAGAUCCAAGUGGGAUAAAAAUUCUACAGAGUAUACUUUAGAUAAUGUUGAUUUGCGGGUACAACCAGGGACUUUAGUUGCAAUUAUUGGACCAGUAGGUGCUGGCAAAUCAAGUUUGAUUCAAAGUAUACUUGGAGAAUUACGUCCAGAGUCUGGCAGCAUAAAAGUAAACGGUACUUUUUCUUAUGCAUCCCAAGAGCCCUGGCUGUUUACUGGUACCGUUCGUCAAAAUAUACUUUUUGGACAACCAAUGAACAGGAGACGUUAUAAGACAGUUGUUAAAAAAUGUGCACUCGAACGUGACUUCGAACUGUUGCCUAAUGGUGACAAAACAAUUGUAGGAGAACGUGGUACUUCAUUAUCAGGUGGUCAAAAGGCACGCAUUAGUUUAGCAAGAGCAGUAUAUCGAGAAACUUCCAUUUAUCUACUUGACGACCCCUUAAGUGCUGUUGAUACACAUGUUGGUCGUCAUUUAUUUGAUCAAUGCAUGCGAGAUUAUUUACGUGAAAACAUUGUAAUAUUAGUAACACAUCAAUUACAAUUUCUACAACAUGCGGAUCAAAUAGUGAUUAUGGAUAAAGGUAAAGUGAGCGCUGUCGGCACUUAUGACUCGUUACGGGAAAGCGGUUUAGAUUUUGCACAGUUAUUAGCUGAUAAUGAUAAAGAUGAAGUAAUGGAUGAGAAAUUGCGUUCCAGACCUUCGUCAUCGCGGCUGUAUGACAGAAAAAAUAGUGAAACUUCUUUAAUAUCGGCCGCCGAGUCAGUAUUGGAGGAUGCAACAUUACAACAACAAGAAACACAGGAGGAAGGCAAAAUUGGUUUUGAGUUGUAUAAAAAAUAUUUUAAAGCUGGCGGCGGAUUUUUUAUGUUCUUUGUAAUGACUGUAUUUUGCGUCAUAUCACAGGGAUUGGCAUCUGUUGGUGAUUAUUUCUUAUCUUACUGGGUAAAUAAAAAAGGUGCCAUGGAAGCUAGUGCGCAGUUGGAAACAAACUUAGAAAGUAAUGAUACACUAUCGGUUGAUGAACGCGACAACUCAACUUUACUAUUACUUAUCAACGAUUUCGGUGUAAACAUUGAUGCUGAAACUCUUGAUAUAUACCUGUUCACUAUUAUAACAAUUGCCACCAUAGUUAUUACAGUCGCACGCAGUUUCCUGUUUUUCAAUGUUGCUAUGAAGGCAUCGAUUAACUUGCAUAAUUCUAUGUUCCGUGGUAUAACUCGUGCUACAAUGUACUUUUUUAAUACAAAUCCUUCUGGUCGUAUACUUAAUCGUUUUUCUAAGGAUAUGGGACAAGUGGAUGAAAUUUUACCUUCCGUGAUGAUUGAUGUUAUACAGAUCUUUUUAUCACUUUUUGGCAUUGUUAUAGUUAUAGCUGUAGUUAACCCGUUAUUUUUACUGCCAACACUGAUAUUAGCUAUAAUUUUUUAUAACUUGCGCACAUUCUAUCUUAAAACUUCACGGAAUGUAAAACGCUUAGAAGCGAUAACUCGUUCGCCUGUUUAUUCACAUUUGGCGGCUUCUUUAACUGGCUUGUCAACAAUACGAGCAUUCGAUGCUCAACGUGUGCUCAUAUCAGAAUUUGACAACCAUCAAGACUUGCAUAGUUCAGCUUUUUUUUUGUUUAUAUCAACUUCACGUGCUUUCGGUUAUUGGCUAGAUUGCUUUUGUGUACUUUACAUCGCUAUUAUUACGUUAAGCUUUUUUAUAUUUGCACCAACUAAUGGCGGAGAUGUUGGUUUGGCUAUAACACAAGCUAUGGGUAUGACUGGCAUGGUGCAAUGGGGUAUGAGACAGUCCGCAGAAUUGGAAAACACCAUGACAGCUGUGGAACGUGUAGUAGAAUAUGAUGACAUUGAACCGGAGGGAGAACUGGAAUCAAAACCUGAGAAGAAACCACCACCUUCAUGGCCUGAAAAUGGUGAAGUUAUUUUUGACGAAUUAAGCUUGCGUUAUUUUCCAGAUCCAAAAUCUGAAUAUGUACUUAAAUCACUCAACUUCGUUAUCAAACCAUGCGAAAAAGUUGGCAUAGUUGGUCGCACAGGUGCUGGAAAAUCUUCGUUGAUAAAUGCGCUCUUCCGUUUAUCUUUUAAUGAUGGUUCUGUUAUUAUUGAUAGUCGAGAUACAAAUGAACUGGGCUUACAUGAUUUGCGCAGUAAAAUCUCAAUUAUACCACAAGAACCCGUUUUGUUUUCUGGCACUAUGCGUUAUAAUUUAGAUCCAUUCGAUGAAUAUUCAGAUGCCAAACUAUGGGAAUCGCUAGAAGAGGUCAAAUUAAAGUCUUUAAUUGCUGAACUUCCCAGUGGUUUACAGAGUAAAAUUUCAGAAGGUGGUGGUAACUUUAGUGUUGGACAACGACAAUUGGUGUGCUUAGCUCGUGCUAUACUAAGAGAAAAUAAAAUAUUAGUAAUGGAUGAGGCAACAGCUAAUGUGGAUCCACAAACUGAUGCUCUCAUACAAACAACUAUAAGAAAUAAAUUUAUGAAUUGUACUGUUUUAACGAUUGCUCAUCGUUUGCAUACUGUCAUGGAUUCUGACAAGGUUCUAGUAAUGGAUGCCGGGCGAGUAGUGGAGUUUGGUACACCAUACGAAUUAUUGACUGAAAGUGAAACGCAAAUUUUUUACGGCAUGGUUAAACAAACUGGCAAAACCACAUUCGAUAAUUUAUUAAAAGUUGCGCAAAAAGCGCAUGAAAAAUCCUUAAAAGAGGAAUAGAAUCUCACAAAAUCCAAAUUUGAAGUACAAAUUCUUAUUGAAGAAUUUUAAACGAAUUUUAAGUGCCCGCCAAUUAUGGUAAUUAGUAAUAUUAGCAUAAUUGUCACUUAUAUUUACACAAUUUAAGACUAAAUAUAUAAAUUGCUGUCAAGUUUUGUACUGUUAAUUCUAAGAAAAACAAUUUUAUUUAAAAUUUUAUAAUAUACCCAUUCAUUUUA